CUGAACAGCAACCUGAUACCACACGUUUUAUCCCGCUGUAGCCGGUUAUACCGUCUGCUCUUUGCCUCGUCCGAAAACCGGCCAUUGCCGGUAAUAUUCAUUGUUCUCUACUUUGCUGGAUUUCAGGUCACCCCCGCGAGGAAUCCCAUCAUCAUCCUCCGGUUCUGUAUUGUACCUUCCCAGGUUCUACGGUGUAGGAUGGAUAAUAAAGAUGAACAAGGGGAGCAUGCUCCUCGAGGAAACGAAUGGGAAGUCGUCUCCCUUACUGCAUCGGCUUAUGCCGCUGCUCCUGGUCCAUAUAACAUCGAGUUGAGGGAUGCUCGGAAGUAUGAUACUUACUACGAAGCAGAAACUUCAAAUACUUUAUUCAUGUCUGAUCACUUUGUCUUCCCACCGAGUGAGCAUGAGAAUGUACCUGUCGAGACUUUCUUUUCUGAGCCCGACAACGAUAAGGGAAGCAAGUAUGUGGAUCCUCUGUUUGAAACGGAUCAAGCGAAGCAUACUGAUGAAAAGGAUGAAAAAGACUCAACGAUGAGAGGAGCAGACUUGCCGAAUGCGUUCUCAAGAACAUGGUUUCGUGAUGAGAUGGGUAACAAGAAACAAAGUAUCUACGGUGAAUCAACACUUGGUUCUGUCCAGAGUGAAACAGCCAGCAGUAGAGCAACCAAGCAUGAGCAUGAAUCACAUUAUGUAGAAUCAAAUGAGACUCUGGAGGGAGGCUUAGACUUGCAUUCUGAUGCUUCAAAUCUCUUUAGAUCACCAUCAAAGGAUGCCAAAGAUGCAACUUAUAACCUCCCAUGUGAAGCCUGGUGGAGAAGGAGGGUUGUUUCCGUGUAUGCUCACGCGAAAGAGGCGAAAGCUUUCUGGUCCUUGUUUUUUGCCGCUGCUGUGACUGGCCUUGUAAUCCUUGGUCAGCGCUGGCAACAAGAGAGGUGGCAGGGUUUGCAUCUCAAGUGGCAAUCCAGCAUCGGUAGCGAGAAGUUGAGCAGAGUACUGGGACCUCUCGCACAUUUUAAAGACUCGGCGGCGGGAGUCAACUGACAAGCUUCGUUCGUGAGGAGUGGUUCCUUGGGUGAGAUUUAAAGACCGAAGAGACAAGGCAAGUGGUGUGGCUUUGUUCUGAUGCUUGUGUUUAGCUUUGGCCUCUACAAUCUCAUACUCUGCAGGUACAUAUAGAAUAGAACCGUGUUUCACAUACAAAACAGGAUCUGAUACUUAAAUUCAUUUAUACAAUAGUUAGUGAAUGGUGUUUGCUUGGUUUA
Molecule: messenger RNA, 1262 nt
Organism: Tarenaya hassleriana
Lineage: Eukaryota; Viridiplantae; Streptophyta; Magnoliopsida; Brassicales; Cleomaceae
Product: ATG8-interacting protein 1-like
Exons: 3
Coding region: 199-1041 (280 amino acids)
Cellular component (GO): intracellular membrane-bounded organelle
Source: RefSeq, a predicted model, not a curated record